Messenger RNA from Nicotiana attenuata, 2031 nucleotides. RefSeq lists its product as uncharacterized. The coding region runs from base 172 to 1818 and encodes 548 amino acids. The record is from RefSeq and is a predicted model, not a curated record. The transcript is spliced from 4 exons. Lineage: Eukaryota; Viridiplantae; Streptophyta; Magnoliopsida; Solanales; Solanaceae.
UUUAACUUACCCAAACUAGCAACUGAAAAACACCUCAAAAGUGUGAACUGAAAGCGGCGAUUCUCUUCACAAAAAAAGGGUAAAUUCUGUUCAAAUUAUUACGGCCAUGGAUGAGCUAUAGAAGCAGAUUUAACAUUUUAAAUCAGUAAGUGUUUGUUUGGGUAGUAGAAAAUGGAGGCUCUGAAGAAAGCAUAUGCGGAGAUAAUUCUGAAUAUGGCAAAGGAGGCGGCAGCGCGGGUCAUGGUCUCAGAGCAAAAAGCCCUUAAAUUUCAGCAGGAUUUGCAUUCCACUAAAGAGGAAGCCCUUCGAAUGCUUCUUCGUUUGAAAUCGAUGAUUGAUGCUAAGACAACUGAAGCUGAAAGAUUGUCCCAAAAUAAGCAAAGAAGAAUUGAUGAAUUAGAAGCUCAGCUUAAUGAAGCGGAAGGGAUGAUAAUAGAUCUUAGAGCAGAAUUAUACAAUGUGCGGGAGCAGUUGAAUGAGGAGAAGAAUAAGCAUCUCCAUUACUUGAGACCACAUGUAAAAGAAGAUUUGGUGUGUCGCAAGAGUAUUCAGUCAAAGCUAAAUAAUUUUGAGUCAUUAAAUUUCCCUACUGAAUUGGGAUCCAAUGUCUGCAAAUCAGCACUCAUGUCAGACAUAGCAUUGUGCAAUUACUCAACAGACAAUCAUAUUUUGGCUGCAGAGAUUGUGAAAAGCAAUGAGCCUGAGAUUUAUCAAAAUGGAUAUUGUUCAAUAGAGAUGAGCUUAGCAGAUGAGAGAUUGCAUUCUGGAGAUGAUCCAAGUUUUCCCAUUGAAGUUACACAGGUUACUGAACCAAGUGGACGAGAUGCUGGAGCACACAAUGUGCCAGUGACUAAAGCUAAGAAAAUAGAGAAUUUAGUUGGUGAAAAACCACUUAAAGGCCUUUCCUCUAAGCAGCGGCCCUAUACAUUCCGAGGAAAAAGACGAAGAAAAGCUCAAUAUGGCAAAACCAAAAAUAGCUCUUGCAAGGUUCGUUGUAAUAAGCUCAUGUUAUCACAACGACCAUUGACAACAAUUUCUCGUUCUGCAAGAUACUUGCAUGCAGGCGCUUAUUAUGACAGUCCUGAUAGUCCUUCCACUAAUACUGAGAGAGAAAACGCAGCAGGAAGUUCUUUCUUGUUGGGUAAAAGAGAGCCACGAAACAAGGAUCUAACCAUUGCUGUUGCUCGUAGAAGUAUUAGGAAAAGACGCGUCAAAUACUUGGACAACAGUUUUCCUGCAUCAUUGUCACAUAGCUCCCACUCUAAUCACCUGACCAGACCUGGUCAGCAGUGUCCAUCUUUUUCUCAUAGCAAGUGUAAUGCAGUUGAAUGCACCAUGAAAUCCACUAAAUUAACAAAUGAAGGCGAUAUUGAAGAGGGUGCAGGUUUUCUAACAGAUAACAAGAUAUGUAGAGAGUCUGCAAGUGCAGAUUCAAACGACGACAAAGAGUUGAUAGAUGUCUCGGUGAUUGUAGAGGAGGGUGAUGAUAAAUCACUGCUUGACGUGACCAUGUUACCAGUUGAAUCUAUCUUUGGAGAUGACAAAGCAUCUGAAGGAAGUAAGGAAUCACCUGUUCAAGGUAACAACAAGACACCUCUCAGGUUUACAUUCAGCAGAAAGCGUAAGAAGGAUUCCUUGUUGAAUCCAAAUGAGAACCCUUCUCCAGUAAGCUCAAUGAAGAAAAGGUCUGCAGAGAUAGAAAACACUGAUCCAAGAUUGAAGGAUUCAAAACCGUUGAAGGAUUCGCCUUUAAGAAGUAAACAGUUGGUGCAGGUUGCUCGUCAGCUUGUCUCUCUGUCAGGAAGAAGCUGGUGGUAGUAGUUUUGCAGUCCCUAUGGGUGUUGAAGACCAUAAAUUUAUAAGGCUUUUGGGCAAUGUAGUCGCAUAUUUAUUCAAUUUCCUGAUACCGCAUCAAUGGCUUAAUAUAUAGUAGAUGCGCUGUUCUUUUCCAUCUUUGGCGGGAUCAUCGUGUAAUUAUCCAGGCAUUAUCAUAGUUGAGCUGUUUUUUGAGUGUCAUUAUCUAUUCUUUUA